This is a messenger RNA of Planococcus citri (citrus mealybug), 2707 nucleotides long. RefSeq names its product O-fucosyltransferase 2 (gene O-fut2). The record is from RefSeq and is a predicted model, not a curated record. Gene Ontology annotation, biological process: protein O-linked glycosylation via fucose. Gene Ontology annotation, molecular function: peptide-O-fucosyltransferase activity. Bases 257 to 1561 code for a protein of 434 amino acids. The transcript has 8 exons. NCBI's taxonomy places the organism in Eukaryota, Metazoa, Arthropoda, Insecta, Hemiptera, Pseudococcidae.
UCCACCUCUGAUAACGAAGCAAACGCGAGUGUAUUCACAGCAGUAUUUUCGGGAUUUGUGUAUUAGAAAUCAAAAUUAACAAAGAAUCGUAAAUAAAUAUUCGCGAUUCACUUCCCUUGAAAAUGUGUUAUCUAAUUCAACUCGAUAAUAAACAAUACAUUUUCAAGAUAAAAGAGACUCAUACCUACGUAUAAUAUUGUAGCUCACAAAUGAAUGAACAACCGCGUCAAUUUCUUCAUCAUGUGAUUCGCCGGAGAUGGCAAACUUUAGUAACUUAACCGUGGUUUCAUUCAAAUUGAUUUGCAUUAUUUCAAUUUUGUUUCCUAUCACAUGUAUCCACUCUCAAGAAUGUCAUUCAAAAGCGAACACCGAGGAAGUAUGCCCAAUCGGCGAAGCAGUUCCCAAAAAGUACCUACUGUACGAUGUCAAUCCUCCAGAAGGUUUCAACCUCAGACGUGAUGUGUACAUGCGAUUAGCUGUUUUCAUCAAAAAUUUACCACAAGAUAAAAUCAAAUGGCACUUGGUUUUACCACCGUGGAGUCAUUUACCUCACUGGAGAUCCGCUGAAAUCGGUUCUCAAAGCAAACUUCCUUGGGAUCUGUUUUUUGACGUAUCAAGCUUAAAAUCAUUCGCUCCGGUUGUUGAAAUGUACGAAUUUUUAGAAGAUUAUGGUAAAGAAGCAAUAGAUCACGUUCUUAUUCUACAACAUUUCAAAGAGAUUUCGUUCGGAAAUUACUCUUGGGAAGAUAAGUGGGCUGUUGAGCAAUGUCAACGACCUGUAAAACUGAUUGCUAAAGAUUCGAGGUUUUAUAAAUGGCCUGUGCUUGGUUACGAUAUGCCGGUGAAAAAAAUCCAAUGUGUUUCAUUUCAUGGACCAGCUUCACUAUUGGAGAACCUCUUGAAUAAUUUUUCAGGAAGAUUCAUCGUGUUGGAGCACGCAGAAGUGGUGUUACAUGAUUUUUAUGGCGGAAAGGAUUAUUGGAAUUGUAGGAAAAGUAUGCAGUUCAACGAAAAUUUGAAACAAAUCGCUUCAGACUUUAUGCAAACUCAGUUAAAUUCCAGUUUCACGCUUGAAGGGACUUCAUCGAAAAAUAAAUACCUAAAAGGAAACCCGUAUUUGUGCGCACAUUUAAGAAGAAAAGAUUUCGCUGUAAGCCGACCUAAAGAUGUUCCCAAUCUAAAAUGGGCUUCUGUACAGAUAGAAGAAAAGCUAAAAAAGUAUAAUUUAUCCACAGCAUUUUUAAUCAGCGAUGAAAUGAACGAAGAUGUAGCUGAAGUUUUCCGCAGUUUAUUACCGUCGUUCAGAGUGGUUACUUUUCACCCAUCUUACACGAUUAAACAAACGUAUAAGGAUGGUGGAAUAGCAAUUAUUGAACAAAUAAUUUGCUCCUACGCGCGAUAUUUCAUCGGUACUUACGAAUCUACCUUUUCAUUCCGUAUUCAAGAAGAACGCGAACUUCUGCACAUGGAUCCGGAUACUACAUUUAAUCGAUUUUGCGGAGACAAUCAAUCUAGUUGUAAGCAACCAACGAGAUGGUUAAAAGACAAAUAUUAUGUGUAGGUUACAACUCAGUCGAGUACUUUGUGAAUGUAAAAUAAAAUUUUCUACUUUUUUUUAAAAACUCUAUUAAUCGAAUAAUAUAACAGUGCAUCAUUCACAUAUCUUACAAAUAGUAUUAUCAAAUACGACUUUCUGAAAAUAUUCAAGUAUAAAGAUCCGUUUUAUCAUACUUCGUCGACCAUAUACCUAAUAUUUCUAAUAAAUUAUGAGAACUUUAAAAUCAACAUUAUAUAAAAAAGUACAAAAAAUAAAUUACCUUAUAAUAAUAUGAAAAACACAUAAUACUCUGGUUGAUGGAAGACGCAUUUUGAGAAAUGCUUGGACGGACUCGCUUACACAAAUAAUCAAGAUCUACAAUAUAUUACGCAUUGAGAAAGGCGCCUGAGUGAAUUAAAAUAGAUACUUACAAUACAUUAAAUAGGCACUCAUUACUAAGAACAUUAAACUCUUCGAUACAAUGUUUUUCACCGAAGAAUUACAACCGUCUUUGGAACAAUAACACUUUUCCCAAUAAACACCGUUUUCCAAAACACCCCAAUGACAAACGUCGGUUACUCCAUUUUCCGCCACCGACGCACACUGCCUGAUGACUUGUCUCCAGCGACCAUCCCCUGGAAAUCGAUAUAAUUACUUUGAGUUUGAACCAGACACGAGGAUUUUAAAAGAAGAUAGUACGUCUACUCACAAAUGAAGCCUCUAGGACCUUGUUGUGUUAUUUUCAUACAAAAUGAGCCGGGAGAUUUGGAUUCAUCGCUUGAACAGUCAACAGCGACGUGUUUCUCUCCACGAAAGUCUUCGUAAGCGCCACAGUUGUCUUCGCCGUCAGGAUCUUCUGCUGUUGAACACUGGUAACAUUUUAUCGAUCUGGCACCUGAAAAUGAAAAUUUAGUUACAAAAAAUCACGAUCAUUCGCGAAAAAGCAAAAUUUUAAAGACACACCCUAGCAAGGUGUUACUGAGUCACUCACCUUCUAGCUUAUAUAAUACACACAGAGUAAAUGCAACAAAUUUAAUAUACUUCAUUUUAAAAAGGUUUUUACAAACAAUGAGAAAGGUUUAUAUCACAUUUUUCGAUCAUAUAUAUAAAUAGAGUUAUUUGAUUAAUUCUUCAUCAUUCAAAUUUCACUUCCCCAGAAAAUUUCAAAAA